CAAACACGUUUGUUUCACGCUGGGUUGCUACCAAAGAUAGAGCACUACGUGUCCAGCUUCUAAAUCUUUGAAACUAGUCUAGACCAGACAAAGCGUGAGCUUGUAGCCAUCUGCAUACGGCCUCCUCUCCGAUGAGAUUGCGAGUCCGCGGAGCAGCGAAGUUACAGGAUAUGCCCAUGCGUCUGUCACACGUCUGAUCAUUUGCGGCACAUGAAUGACCAGCGACUGGACGACAAUGGAUGCCAUCUCGCCAUCAUGACCAGUGCACUUUAUUGGAUCAUGUAGAUGGAUGACCAGUCAGCUGUCCUCAUAUUGGCUGCAGAAAUACUGGUUGACUGUUGGGUUGGGCUCUAUUCAAGGUCUCUUGUAACUGGAUGUUUUUCUUUGGCCUCCGGAAACCUUGGCUUGCUCAGUACAACCGAAAUUCAACGGAAUCAAACAUUUACAUGCUGAAGACAGAAUAGGAAUUGUUUUUUUCUUUGUUUGGUGUUGGGCAAGUGAUCUUUUCUUAAUGUUACUGUGCUGGCCUGCGCUCCUUAUCUUGAUUGGCUGGGGAGGAGGACUGGGCGAGGAGCAUGCAGUGAGUGAGGCAACACAGGCGUUGCCUUUCUGUGGAUGGACAGGAGCAAAGAGCACAGUUCCAGACACGCUCAAGGACUCCUUUUCGCCAUUCUAUUUUGGUUUAAGAAGAACUGGCAUUGGUAGUGGUGGGUGACAUUUUUUGCCCCCCUUAUACAUUGAACUUUUUUCGCUUCCCUAAGCAUACCUUAUGUUUGUCAGCCCAUUCCGUUUGGUUGCCAAGGAAACUUCGGUGGGCACGACAGGGGCAGGUGGUUCCCGGGAUGUAGAGCAGAGUUGCAUGGUUCUCUAUGCCUUGUGUGCAUGUAAACAGUGAACCAUGGCCACAGGUUUGUCAUCCUGGCUGAACGGAAUGCUUGGGACUAAGAGGACCAUCCUAUCUUCCCUUCUGUUCCUGCUGUGCAGCAACACACAUGUGAUGGGUUCGGAUCUGGAUACUCUCAUAAGAUUGCGUACUGAGUAUUGGAAAAAAUGCAAUGACUCAUUAUCAACCCAGUUUCCCACACAAACUGGAAUCUUUUGCAAUGGGACAUUUGACACGUUUGUCUGUUGGCCACAUUCAGCCCCUGGAAAUGUCUCUGUCCCCUGUCCUUCCUACCUGCCCUGGAUCAAAUCAGAUAUUUCAAGAAGAGUAUACAUGGAGUGUUUGCCAAACGGUACUUGGCGGAGAGAGAAGAACUCUACCACAGUGUGGCGAGAAAAAACAGAGUGUGAAGAUCAUCACUACUACAAGUCAGCGGAGGACGAGCGAGUCCGGCACUCUCACCUGAGGACAACUUCCAUAGUGGGAUACUCGCUUUCUCUCUCUUCUCUUAUCAUUGCUGUCAUCAUUAUGGGGAAUCUGAGGAAGCUUCACUGUACGAGAAAUUACAUCCACUUGAAUCUAUUUGUGUCGUUCAUAUUGAGAGCGAUGGCAACAAUGACACACACAAUCGUGUCAACAACAAAGGCAUCCACAUUUCCCAACAAUGAAAUGGGAUGGAACACCUUUUCAAACUCAACGAUCUCUGUUAUCUGCAAGGCGUCCCGAGUGUCCAUGGAGUAUUUUGUGGGGUGUAAUUUCUUCUGGCUGUUGGUGGAGGCGAUAUUUCUCCACACACUUCUCUUCACCGCUGUGCUGACCAAGCGCAGGCUGCUGAAACGCUACAUGCUCAUUGGAUGGGGGACUCCUAUGGGCUUCAUAUUACCAUGGAUUGUGGUAAAGGCACUCAAUGAAAACAUACACUGCUGGGUGAACAAAAGCCGGCUGAUCUGGUGGAUGAUUAAGGGACCUAUAGCAGUAGCCGUAGUGGUGAUUUUUUGCAUUUUCCUGAAAAUUCUGAAACUCUUGCUGUCAAAAUUGAAAGCAGACCAGGUGAAAUUCACUGACUAUAGAUACAGCUUAGCCAGAGCAACUCUGGUCCUGAUCCCAUUAUUAGGGAUUCAUGAAGUAGUGUUCAACCUGAUCACAGAUGACUACAUGGACAUGAAGCAGCGAGACAUCCGCAACUUCAUCAACAUGAUUCUCAGCUCUUUUCAGGGUUUUGUGGUGGCUGUGCUCUACUGUUUUCUAAAUGGAGAGGUGAGGGCAGAGCUUAAGAAGAGGUGGCAGCUGUUCGCCUGCACCCAUCACCUAGAUAUGCACAACUGCGUCCAGGGCAUGCACCCCAAAUACCUGUGGAAGUGCUCCCAAAGGUCCGCGGUGGCCCAGUCGUCUGUGGACAACAGCGAGACCUACCAGGAGGGCGGCGCUAGCUGCGGUGGUGGCGGCAACAGUGGGCUGACGCACACCACGCACCUCCUGCAGGUGCCGGCGCAGUGCGGGAGGAACCCCCAGUGGGCUGGCCGGGUCACUGCCCUGGAGUUCUACCCGCGGAAGAGCCUCUCGAGCAGCGACGGCGAGAUGACGCUCGGGGAGACCAUGGAGGAGAUCCUGGAGGAGAGUGAGUUUUGAGUAGAGUGGACCCGCUCACCUAGAUCCUCUUUCAGGGAGAUCUAGUCUGGAAACCCAUGGUUUAUAACCGUUUCCCUCAGACAAGGAAAAUGUCAGGCCAAUCAGCGAUGAGAGGGGAAGACAAAAUCGAAACUUAUCGUGAUAAACAGAAGCAGCAACACCUGCAAACGUCAAAAAAUGCAGUUGGAAAAAUGCAGAAAUUUAUUUACAGCACAGGUAGACCCGCAUACAUUGUUUCCUGACUGCUGAUGCUGUUUAUUGUCAGUUUGUAAAGUAUAGGCGAAGUAGGAAGUAACGUUAGGAAUCUCUGAUCAAUGUGAUUAGUAAGGCUGGACCAAUGAUUUCAAAGUUAGCGCCAGUCGCGAUGCAAGUGUUGCAAACGUUUCCCAAUCAAGAGUACCUAGACUUAUCCAGACACUUUGUGAAUGAGUCUGGAUAUUUCCAGGCUACCGAAGCCCUCCAUAUUGCUCAUGACAGACUGAUGAUAGGAACAGCUGUAAAGAAGAGGCUUUAAAUCAAUGUAAAUCUGAAUAGUUCAUUGUGCGUAGGCAAAGUGCUGAAUAUACUGUAUGUUUAAUAUAUAAUCUACACAUAUCUAUACAGAAUACAUAAAGGGUCAUAAAUGAGAUGCACACAUGGGUAUUUCAAAAUAAAUGUCAUUCUUUGAUAGAUAUUCAUCCCUUUGAAAUGAAUCAGAGUGCCAUAGUCACAGAAACAAGAAAUGUUUUUGCUGUCCUAAAUGCUUUUUGGGAAAUCCCUUUUUGUGCAUUUCUUCUAAAGCAACUUAAUACUUACUAUGGAUUGUAUGCCAUUUUAGCAUACAAUGACUACCUAUAGACAGACAAGGAUAUUCCUAGUCUUUGACUUGUGAUUAAUGUACUGUAAAUAAUAGUAAUUCUUGAAUAAAAUCGUAUUAUAUUGCAUUGCUGCCCUGGAUGUAAAUAUAGUCAAGCAGCUAGUUCAGUGCUGUUCAUUAUUAUUACCAUAUUACAAGUUAUAGAUAACAUGGAUUCUAUAUGAAACAACCACUGACUCCUAUUCAGUGAUAAGGAUAUGGGGUUGCAACUACCAUGACUAGAAUUGGAUAGCCUGAGUGAACCAAGACAAUCCAGUUAACAAAUUUUAAUUUGCUCUGCGGGUCUGGAAAGGAGCCCAUUGAUUUCCAUUUCCAAAUCACCAAAAAACCAGGAACGUUUAUUUUCUUUGGAAUUCAGUAAACAACUGCAUUUAAAACAUUUGUUUACAAUAAUUAUAUGUUUGCUGCACUUUGAAACAAUUUGGUAACUUUAAUGCACAAAUCUAAGUUUAAUUUCACUGCUGGUUAUGCCCCAGGAAGUUACAGGCGUCAAUGUAAUCCUUUCCAGACGGACUUGCAAAAAUUUGCCAACAGGUUUGUCUGGGUUCACCCAAGAUAAAUAAUGGAGUUUGUUCAAGAAGGAAUA
Messenger RNA from Alosa sapidissima (American shad), 3954 nucleotides. Its product is annotated as glucagon-like peptide 2 receptor. Gene Ontology annotation, molecular function: peptide hormone binding; glucagon receptor activity. The record is from RefSeq and is a predicted model, not a curated record. Gene Ontology annotation, biological process: cell surface receptor signaling pathway; adenylate cyclase-modulating G protein-coupled receptor signaling pathway. The transcript has 17 exons. NCBI's taxonomy places the organism in Eukaryota, Metazoa, Chordata, Actinopteri, Clupeiformes, Clupeidae. The coding region runs from base 899 to 2512 and encodes 537 amino acids. Gene Ontology annotation, cellular component: plasma membrane.